Molecule: messenger RNA, 2537 nt
Organism: Pseudonaja textilis
Lineage: Eukaryota; Metazoa; Chordata; Lepidosauria; Squamata; Elapidae
Gene: ACBD5
Product: acyl-CoA binding domain containing 5
Biological process (GO): fatty acid metabolic process; pexophagy
Cellular component (GO): cytoplasm; peroxisome
Molecular function (GO): fatty-acyl-CoA binding
Source: RefSeq, a predicted model, not a curated record
UCGUGAUACGAUUUGCAGUCCUUUAAUAUUGGACAUCGGAUGGAAGCUUAGCUGAUGCUUGACGCCGCCGGGCCUUCCGCCUUCUUAGGACGACGUUUUAGUCUUGAAAGUUGGAGGAAGGACAUUUUACUGCAAUUUGGCCUUAUAACUGUCAUCUGCUUGCAAGGGGGCAGGUGGAGUCGGCAGUCUGGCAGAGGGGCAUCUCUGCCCCUCCAGCUGUGCAUGAUAAUAAUAAUAGGUGAAUGAUCACUCGUGGAAUAAAGAAAGUCCCUCGGCCAACAGCGCCCUUCAGCCGACACGGAAAGCAGUGGUGGCGGCUGCGGUGCGAUUCGGCUGAACCAGGAGUCCGGCCAUGGCAGAGACGGAGAGUGGCAGCAACAGCUCGGUGCAUGAGACGCGCUUUGAAGCGGCGGUGAAAGUGAUCCACAGUCUGCCCAAAAAUGGUUCUUUCCAGCCAACAAAUGAAAUGAUGCUGAAAUUCUAUAGUUUUUAUAAGCAAGCAACUCAAGGACCUUGUAAUAGUCCAAGGCCAGGAUUUUGGGAUCCUAUUGGUAGAUACAAAUGGGAUGCAUGGAAUUCAUUGGGCACAAUGCCCAAAGAAGAUGCUAUGAUUGCAUAUGUUGAAGAAAUGAAAAAGAUUCUUGAAACAAUGCCGAUGACAGACAAAGUUGAGGAGCUGUUACAUGUUUUAGGCCCAUUUUAUGAAAUUGUAGAGGAUAAAAGAAAUAAAGGAUCUGAUCUAAUCACAGAUCCUCACAAAGCUGUGCCAGCUGUGAAUGGAAAAUCAGAAAACAAUGACAGUGGAGCAGAAUCGGAGGAAGAACCACAACAGGAAGAAUUGAAAGAUGUCCAACAGAUUGAUAAAGGAUCUUCAGAAGAAGAUGUGAAACAAGAUUCAUCCCCUGAUAAGGAUUUAAAUGGCGUGGUUAUUAAUGGAAGUUGUAACGCUGUUUCCAACGUUGAUGUGAACAAUGGCAUACAGACCAAAUCUAAAUUGAAUGGCAUCAAUGUGGAUGAUGAAAUAAAGACAAGUGAAAAGUGCCUUGAGUUACCAGUCAUCCCUAACUGGGAUUCUACUCAUCAAGGUCAAAAUGAAGAUACUAUUGAAGUGUCUGGAAUUCAACUCUUGACAAGUGACUCAGAUAGUGAAAUAUACUGUGAUUCAAUGGAGCAGUUUGGACAAGAAGAGAUCCUGGAAAUCAGCUCAUCAGUCAAGGAAAUUUCCAGACAUCCAUUAACUUUCUCAGAAGUAGAUCAUAAUAAUCUGUUAGAAACUUCCAGUUUUCUUGAACUUGCAAAUCACAAAGCAGAAAGUAUAAAGGAAGGUGCACCUGAAGGAAAAGGCGAAGUCAAGCGUGGUGGUGAAGAUGGCAAAGCAAAUGAUAGAGGCCCUCAAAAAGAGAAGACAAAUAGUGAAAAGGUUGACCUCUAUGGAGUUCGAAGGGGAAGAGGACAUAGAAUGUACCCUGUAGGAGAUGGUGGCCAAGGUGGACAGGUGGGCAGUGGAGGAGACGGAGAACGAUGGGGUUCGGACAGAGGACCACGGAGCACCCUCAAUGAACAGAUUGCAAUUGCACUCAUACGAUUGCAAGAAGAUAUGCAAAAUGUUCUUCAGAGAUUACAUGCCCUUGAGGCACUCACAAUCUCACAGGCAACACUACAUUCAAAUAAUCAGCCUGAGGCACCUGUUAAGAAACCAUCUUGGUGGCCCUUUGAGAUUUCUCCUGGUACUUUAGCCUUUGCUAUUUUAUGGCCCUUUGUUACCCAAUGGCUGGUGUAUUUAUAUCUUCAAAGAAGAAGAAGGAUCAACAGGAUGACCACGGGCUAGAUUUUCCAGGCAGGCCUAGUGUUCCUGGAGGAAAGUUGCAUACAGAAUCCAUCACCAACACAAUUCUGUAAAAGAUUCUACUAAUUCUUAACACAGCAAUCUGCUUUCUUCAAAUUUUUAUUUUCUUUUCCUUUUCUUUUAUUUAUUCAGUAAUGUUAUGCCAGAUCAAUCAGUAAGAAAAAAUUGUCAAGGGUAUUCUCUUCAUAAAUCCUGAUUAGGAGGAAGAGCAUUUGUCUGAGUUGUGUUAAAAAAAACAACUUUGGGACAACAGUCCAACUUUGGGAGUAAAGUUCUGACAUUUUUUAUAUGUGUCUGUUUUAAAAAGGCAGAAUUUCAAUCAAUGUGUAAUCCUGAAUGAAACUACAACUACAGAGAGGGAAGUGUGCAGUGGGGUACCCCAAGGGCCCCAAUAUCUUCAUAAAUGAUUUAAAUAAGGGGAUAGAAGGGGAACUCAUCAGAUUUGCAGAUGACAUCAAACUGAAGGGAUAAACAGGACUUUAGAAGAUAAGCUCAAGAUCCAGAAAGAUCUUGACAGACUAGAACACUGGGCCAGUCCAACAAAAUUGAAUUUGGCAAGUAAAAUAAGAUUUUAAACUUGGGCAAGAAAAAAAAAAGCACAGGUAUAGAUCAAUGGUUGCCAAUCAGUGGGCCUGGGGCCACUGGUGGUCCACGAGAAAAUGUUGGUGGUCCACAGAGAAAUGUCACCCCC